AUGCUUGCGUUUCUGUUUUUAAUUUGUAAAAAGGAGUCGCAUCCUGCUGUCUCCUGUCUCACCCAGUGGUUUGACACAGCACCGAGCCGGACUUGCCCGCAGUGCCGAAUCCAGGUCAGCAAAAGACACAUCAUCAAUAAGCUGUUUUUUGAUGUUGCCCUGGAGGAGCAGACAGCACCAGAUGCAGAGACUUUGCAGAAUGAACUGGACAAGGUGAAGGCUCAGCUCUCCAUGAAAGAGAAAGAAAAGCGGGAAUGCCAAGCUGUUGUGGAUGGGCUGAGGGACACUCUGGAUGUGCGGAAUGCCACAAUAGAGUCGCUCCAGAAAGUGCUGGGAGAGACAGAGAUGCUGUGCUCCUCUCUCAAGAAGCAGAUGAAAUUCCUGGAGCAGCAGCAGGAGGAUAACAGAAGUUCAAAGGAAGAGGCCCGCCGUCUGCGAAACAAGCUGAGAACCAUGGAGCGGAUUGAGCUGUUGCUUCAGAGCCAGCGCCCUGAAGUGGAGGAGAUGAUCAGAGAGAUGGGAGUUGGGCAGGCAGCGGUGGAACAGCUUGCGAUCUACUGUGUCUCACUGAAAAAGGAAUAUGAAAACUUGAAGGAGGCUCGGAAGAUCUCUGGUGAGAUGACAGAGAAGCUGAAGAAGGAGCUGUUUUCUGUCAACUGCAAGCUGCAGAAAACGGUUUCGGAGUUGGAGAAGACAAACGAGGAGUUAAAAAGCACCCAGAAGGAUCUGAAGAAUGCGGACAAGGAGAUAUUGAGUUUGAAGAAGAAGAUAGACAUCCUGCAGGAUACUCUGAAGGUCCCAUCUGUAACCAGAGAGACACUCAGUCGACUAGUCUUUGAGAGCCCUGCUCCCGUGGAACUGCGGCACCCAAAGCUCCACCGCCCAGCCCACAGCGAUGAGAUCAAUCUAGAUGCCACUUUUGAUGUGGACACCCCUGAGCAUCAGCCCUGCAGAUCUCUCUUCAACCCCGCAAAAAGGCAGAAGCUGGAUAAAAAGCCGCCUCCUGUGGUAAACCUGGCAAAGAAAGUUCUGAAAGAAACGGUGGAGAACUGGGCAGAUGAUCUGGAGGAUGAUGCUCUCAAAGGACUCAUGCCAGCAUUCAUCAGGAAUUCUGUUCUCUCCAAGAAGCCAUCUUCGGGUAGCUUGUUGGGUCCCCGCAAGAACAUGGGCACUGUGAGGAUGGGGUACGAUGGCUUGGGCGGCAGAACAAAGUUCAUACAGCCUACAAACCUGGCAGAAAUCCGCCCGUUAGCAGUGAGGAGCAAGAAGAAGAACGUCUCCAAGCCAGCGUCUGCAGCUCCCUCCACGUCUUCUUCCAGCAGCAGCCAAGCCAGGCUGGACACUUUCCUGCAGUGA
Charadrius vociferus (killdeer) is the source of this 1356-nucleotide messenger RNA. RefSeq names its product TRAF interacting protein (gene TRAIP). Lineage: Eukaryota; Metazoa; Chordata; Aves; Charadriiformes; Charadriidae. The transcript is spliced from 15 exons. Bases 1 to 1356 code for a protein of 451 amino acids. The record is from RefSeq and is a predicted model, not a curated record.